CACUUUUAGCUCCGACAUCAAAUCCCAUCACAAUGGAAGGACUCAACGCCUCGGAACAGCGCGAACUCGCCAACCGCAUGGAGCGGAAGCAGAUGAAGGAAUUCAUGAGCAUGUACUCCAAGCUCGUGCAAAGGUGCUUCGACGAUUGCAUCAACGACUUCACCACCAAGUCCCUGAUCAACCGUGAGGAGGGCUGUGUUCUUCGCUGUGUCGACAAGUACAUGAAGGCAACGGGUCGCCUGAACGAGCGGUUCCAGGAACAGAACGCUGCCAUGAUGGGAGGCGGUAUGGGGCGGUAAACUGUUUCCUGGGGUUCAGCUGCUUUGCAUUUAUUUCGGCGGUUCUGUAUAAAAUAUUAGAUUUUGCAAUGAUGACAUCUCCUAAUGGCCGGCGAUGUUCCGCUCGAGCAUGGGUCAAUUCCGGGCACAGUCGGUGGUCGUGAGUGUAACAUAUGGAAUAACAAUUGGCGUUACGACGUGACUG
Molecule: messenger RNA, 483 nt
Organism: Aspergillus sclerotioniger CBS 115572
Lineage: Eukaryota; Fungi; Ascomycota; Eurotiomycetes; Eurotiales; Aspergillaceae
Gene: tim9
Product: protein transporter TIM9
Exons: 3
Coding region: 33-299 (88 amino acids)
Source: RefSeq, a predicted model, not a curated record